AUGAGGUUCAUCUUCUGGCUAAGCGGUUUAGCAUUGAGCUCUCAGCCAGGGACUGACCAACCUGACUCCCAGCCGGCGCCUCCUGUGAGCCUCGCAGUGCCGUUGCUCGAGGCAUCUCUACAGAGUCUACCCAGCCGAGGGUCCCAGGCUCAAACGGAUAUUCAGAAUCUUCAGGUGCCAACUCCCGGCGUCUCCGAACUGGAUAUCACCACGCCAGGCCAGACGUUUGAUAUCACUCUUAUUCCCAUUACACCACUCGAGGUCAACCGAUACGGGAGGAAUGUACUAGUUAAAGACGAGUACGAGGCUUUCUUGGUCGAGAAAGGUCCUUUGGAUUGUUCAGAGGAGCUUGCUCCGGUCGCGGGAUGGGAGCCGCUCACACAACCAGAAGGGGCUAUGAUCUUCUAUCAGCCAUAUAAAAGAGUUUUCACUGAUGUUGAUGUUCGAGAUCCUCACAGUAGAGUCAAAAUUGACAAAGCUGUUGAGAAGGCGUAUCAUGAAGCGCGCAACGCAAGCAUCCCCUUGGAUCCAUUCGUCGAGCUAGGGUUAGAGCUCAUUGUAAAGGAUGGCGAAGAAAUGUGGGGUUACUACUUUGUUGACCACGAAAAACGUGUCAUUUUCUGGUUUGAGGACCACAUAUCCGAUUCCCUCAUGAGCGGCAUCCGAGGGGUAGAGCGAAAAAGUCAUAUCAAGCAUGCACUAGAAUCACAAUACUGGAGACACAUUGAGCUAUUUCCGAACAGACGCCUCCUUUCGGAAGACAUUGUUGUGGAACUCAAAGAACUCGUCAUGUAUGCACAGGCAGUACAUUUUACUUCGAACGAGAUCGCAAGUAUUCUCAGCCUCGUCGAUCUUCUUGGAAACAGUGCUAACAAGAACUGCGAGCACUUUGUGUGGAUCACCGCUCGAAUCAUGAAACAUCUCUGCGAAACUAAGUUUGUGAAUUUCUGUGGACAACCAGGCGCCCGACUUGACGUAGAGAAAUCGUUGUACGAAAAAUCUGAUACCUUGAAAAACAAGCUCGUUUGGACAGAGCGCAAGGCCUUCCACAAAGUAUGGGUCGAUGGAAGGAUCGUUCAUGUGCGGUGGGAGCAGUACAUGAACAAGCUGAAUAGUGACUGGAAUGGAUAUACAAUAUUUUCUACUGUGAUGGUUGCUGUUGAUGUCAGCUUUCUCGCAGUCCUAUCCAUCCAGACUCAAAAGAAUGUGAUUGUAAUACUUUACAUGUCUACCCUCUCUGCCACGUGCUCGUUGGUCAUUACACUUUUUUUCGUUGUACAAGUCAAUACGCAAUUACGAGGCUCCAAUACAUCUGUGGUUUCUCACCUAAACAGAAUGGCGGUGGGUUCUGUGCUUGGCUCGGACAGCUUUCCAUUUAUGCUCAGUCUGCCGUUCGGAUUUCUGUUGCUUGGGUAG
This is a messenger RNA of Suillus discolor, 1416 nucleotides long. RefSeq lists its product as uncharacterized. The record is from RefSeq and is a predicted model, not a curated record. The transcript has 13 exons. NCBI's taxonomy places the organism in Eukaryota, Fungi, Basidiomycota, Agaricomycetes, Boletales, Suillaceae. The coding region runs from base 1 to 1416 and encodes 471 amino acids.